Dromaius novaehollandiae (emu) is the source of this 3490-nucleotide messenger RNA. It is a transcript of the gene PAIP2B, whose product is annotated as poly(A) binding protein interacting protein 2B. Gene Ontology annotation, biological process: negative regulation of translational initiation. Bases 480 to 860 code for a protein of 126 amino acids. Gene Ontology annotation, cellular component: cytoplasm. The transcript has 5 exons. Gene Ontology annotation, molecular function: mRNA regulatory element binding translation repressor activity. NCBI's taxonomy places the organism in Eukaryota, Metazoa, Chordata, Aves, Casuariiformes, Dromaiidae. The record is from RefSeq and is a predicted model, not a curated record.
AGGCACGCCCACUUUGCCCGUAUGUGGCCAGCAGGAUCUCGGGUGUCUCUUUUGGAAGAAGCGACCUCUUGAAUCCUGCACAGAGACCUCCUUUCUGCUGAAUGUCUGCUAGCCGCUGCCACGAAGCCGUCCUCCGCUGCCUUGCCGAGAGCGCUCCCUCCUCUCGGCUCGCAGGUUACCCGUGCCAGGAGCCGCGUUUCCAUCCGCGUUUCCAUCCGCGUUUCCAUCCGCGCAGGGCGGAGAACGGGAACGCCGUCCUCCCCACCAGAUCCAAGUUUUUGCUACGCCUUGGAGCUCUUUGGUGUCUCUCCACUGUUUACCUCAUCGAGGGCGCAGUAUUUUUCCACACUCGCGCUGUAGACGGUUCGUUCUUCCUGCCAGCUUGAGUGCACGCUCAGCAGGGUCUCUGCUUCUCUCCAGCCCCGCGCUGGAGUGAUUUAUGGCACAGAAGGCAGGCCCUUCGGAGGAGUGAGUCAGUAAUGAUGAAUGGUUCCGACGUUGCCAAUACAACCACAUCCAGCCCCAAAUCCAAAGAGGACCAAGUAGUGAACGGCCACGAUGAAAAGGAAAACAACCCUUUUGCAGAGUACAUGUGGAUGGAGAAUGAAGAAGACUUCAACAGACAGGUGGAGGAAGAGCUGCAGGAGCAGGAGUUCCUCGAUCGCUGUUUCCAGGAGAUGCUGGACGAAGAAGACCAGGACUGGUUCAUUCCAUCACGCGACCUGCCCCAGGGCAUUGGGCAACUGCAGCAACAGCUGAACGGCCUCUCCAUCGGGGACGGUCACAGUUCAGAGGACAUUCUGAGCAAAAGCAACUUGAAUCCAGAUGCCAAGGAGUUUGUGCCCGGUGUCAAGUACUGACCUUCAAGGCUGGCUUUGGAAAGACUGUGUCCCUGGCUCCAGCGGUGGGGAAGAUGGCAAGAAGGAGCAGGGAGGGAAGGGAGGGGAUCUGCCCACCAGCUGGACUCUGCGCCGUAGCAGAGUUGCUGCAACAUGGCGAAAUCUUGCUCUACGCUUCAAGUACCAUUUGGGGGGGGUGGGGUUAUUCUUUUUUUUUUUUUUACUCUUUCUUUUUAUUGUCUAUCACUUUUUGGCAGUUUUUGCUUUCUAGGACUUGUGGCCCUUAGGUCUGUCCUGGAGUCCAGCACUCCUCCUGCUUCAGAGGCCAAUUUUUGAUGCGUGCUUCAAACCUGCUAGUGGCAAAGUUGUGUUUUCUUGUUUAAGUAGAAUCUGUAGGGAUUCCUCUGCCUGCCUGCUCCCAUCUCAGAUGCAGCGAGCCAGGAAGGACAGGGCCCGGGCAAGGAGCCACACCGGCUUUUUGUAAUUCCAUUAAACAGGUUUUUUUUAGAUAAAGGAGAGGUGAAGUGUAACAAGACUGUAAACUCUAAUUUUCUCCAAGCAGCAGAGUGCAUCAGCUCUCUGAUAAGUGCUGAACACUAAUUUAUAUGCUGCUUUGCUUGACAGGUGGAAGAGUCCUGCCUGCUCUAAUUGGUUGUGGGAGUUCUUGCACUGGGGGAGACCAGACCUGUUAGACACUAGCCCCCGCCAUCCUUCCUAGGGGAGGCGUUUCUUCUACAAAAUACAUGUUCCCCUUGAAGAAUUUUCUUCCCUGACUUGGGCUUAUCCAGCAUUAGAGGCUAUGGCUCUGAAGCAUCUGUACCUUCAUUUCUUACUGAAGUAGUUGAAAUAAAUCCAAGAGAAACUGAAUAUAGCCCAUUCUCAGACAUGUCGCAGAGUGGAUCAGUGGGGAGUUUGUUUCAAACAGCUUCUCUGGAAAAGGAGAGGAAUCUGCUGUCACCUGGCAAGCUCUGAGGGUUCCUACCACAAAUGGGAUACAUCUGAUGAGUCCCUUUUCCCAUCCCUCACUGCUCUUUGGAAAGCAGAUUGCCUCCUUGGAAAUGUCUUUCUCUCGGUUGAGAGAGGGCUGAGACUGUUCUUUCUCCAGAUAGCUGCAGGGUGGAGGGUGGGAAGCCGGUCGUACUGGCAUCCUAACUGUUACCGCACCCUCUGCGGGAGCCUGCCUUCUCCCAGGGCAGUGCUCCCUGAAUGUGGAGACAAAGGAGCCCCCUUCAACGGGAAGGGAGUUUCCUCUCUGGAACAGCUUGGAUGGGGUGGGGAAAGAGUAAAUCCACUUUCAUCUGCCCUUAUGGACUUGCUGAUGAGCAGGACAAUUUUGAAUCCCACACAUGUAAAUAGAGAAAGAUAUUUUCUGGAGGUGACAGCCAUCGUUUUGUGCUGGUCUCCUAAAUGCCAUGUGCGAGGAACUCCAGUGGCAGAUGGCUUUCAGGUCAAGUCUGCCACAGGAGCAGCUACCCAGCACUUUGGGGUGAGCUGGUGAACAGCAUCCACACCUCCAUUCCUGUGAGCCUGCUGUGGGGUCUCUUUCUCCAUCAGCAAGAGCUGGCAGUAGCCAGGCUUCAGUUCCCCAAACCACAGCCCCUUUCACUUCUGCUAUUUUAAAUCAUGUUCUUAGUGGAUUCCUUCUUUGGAGAACCAGGGCCAGAAAUCUUUACCAGGAGGAAACAGAUGCUUUUUGGUGAGUUCCGUUCCCUAAUGUAAGCUUUUAAUUUUUACUGCGUUGGCUCUAGUAAUGCUAUGUGAGUUUUUGCUCUUCUGGAUAGAUCUCGCCUCCCAGGUGCACUUAUUUACAGUAUUCCCUUUAUUUAAGUAGACUAGUUAAUUGAUGGGGAUUGCAGGUCCCUUUGGGGUGUGCAGAGAUGGGAGCUAAUGGCCAUUCAGUCGCUGCUUGUUGACCUGUUGGUCCGUCUCUGCUGGCUCAGCGUGGAAAAGCCUGCAGCUGCAGUUCUUUCGCUCUGGUUCCUGCCUUGGUAAGCUCAGCAGAAGGGCCAGGGGUUGCAAGGACCACAAACACUAAUGAUGCUCUGGAGGACAGGUCCGAAUUGAAUUAACUUGGUUGCUCUCUGUGUAGUCUAGUCCGUAAUUCAACAGAACAUCAGUCUCUGGCUGUCAUUUUAAAAACCAGCACUAAACUCUUAGAAACUUCACACAGCAGCUGAAGCCAGAGGCAGAAGCCUGUUGAAGGUAUCUAAACAUUGUUGCCCAGAGGUAUUGGUUGAUUUGUAUUAUAUUCUUCUGUUUUUCAGUACAAUCUGUGCCUUCAGCGCCUGCUUAGUCACCUCUGGCUAUCAGAGGCUUCCCCUUUCUCUCUGGGGCCAGGACACAUAUUGCGCUAAGUAUUUUGCAGCAGAUAAACUGCAGUAUAAAAGCAGAAAGUGUUCAAACUCCGCAGCUCUGCUCCAGGCUGUUGAGGCUAUCUUGAGUCAGGGCCGUGCCGCAGCGAUGCACAGGGCUGUGCGAGGCAGGGCAGUACACUCUGGUCAAACUUCUUUUGUAUCGGUAGUUCACUUUUCCCCCCCACCCCUUCUCUGGUUCCUAUUUGAUUUCUUAUUAAAAAAAAAAAAAGCGCCCUUUGAUGACAUGCUGUAAAUUUCAGACAAUGCAUUAUUAAAAAUAAACUUUUUUUGAAUUCA